This is a messenger RNA of Phragmites australis (common reed), 4784 nucleotides long. Its product is annotated as eIF-2-alpha kinase GCN2. The record is from RefSeq and is a predicted model, not a curated record. Gene Ontology annotation, biological process: mitochondrial translation; protein phosphorylation. Gene Ontology annotation, molecular function: ATP binding; protein binding; protein kinase activity. Gene Ontology annotation, cellular component: mitochondrion. The transcript has 30 exons. NCBI's taxonomy places the organism in Eukaryota, Viridiplantae, Streptophyta, Magnoliopsida, Poales, Poaceae. Bases 261 to 4028 code for a protein of 1255 amino acids.
CCCAAUUGUUAAAUAUCUCACUCCCGGCCAAAAAUCACGCCGCCUCCCUCUGCACGAGACUUGGGCCCACUCGACAGUUGCUGGACGUUCGAGCCGACUCGCCGUCGUGCCCCCCAUCCCUCCCAAUUCCCACGUCAAAACCGCCUCGCCCGACGCCACGCGAGCGCAGAUCUCCUCGCAUCCCACCCGUCGCUCCCGCUUCCACUCCCGUCUGCUCCGGUGGGGCGAUAGCGCGCCGUGCCGCGCGCUCCGACUGAUCGAUGGGGCACAGCUCGAGGAAGAAGAAGAAGCGGGGCGCGGCCGGGCGCAAGGCGACCAAGGACCACGCCGCGCAGCUCGAGGGCGACCAGACUGCCCUCGACGAAGAGCUCACCGCCCUGACUUCAAUUUUCCGGGAGGACUUCAAAGUAACAUCGGAAUCACCUCAGACCCGAUUUAGCAUAUGCAUCAGGCCUUAUUCUGACAGCACGGGCUUUGAAGAUCUAAAUGUUUCAGCUAUUCUUGAUGUAAUAUGCUUUCCUGGUUACCCCCACAAAUGUCCGAAGUUGCGGAUCAUACCUGAACAAAAUUUGUCUAAAGAAGAUGCUGAUCGACUACUUUCCCUUCUUGUUGAUCAGGCAAACAUUUAUUCUCGAGAAGGGCGCGUUAUGAUUUUCGAUUUGUUUGAGGCUGCCCAAGAGUUUGUGUCAGAAAUCGCUCCAGCUCAUGUUUCAGUGAGAACUGUUCCUCGCUUGGGUUUGAACACAAUACAUCAAACUACUGAUGAAGAUGUGAAACUCAACCUUGACAGUGAUCCUUACCCUGGAAUCUCUUACAUAUAUAACUCGUUUGAUCUGUAUAGUCAGUUAUACGAUGAUAGUAGUUGGAGUGGACCAGGAUCAGAUCUGGCAACUGAUAAUGGCAGGAAAAAUACUGGAUCUCAGGUUAAACCUAAUGUUAGAAGUAAGAGGAAAACAAUCGUUGAAAAAUCCCAUGCUUCAGCUGAUAAGGUUAAUAUUGCAAAAGGCUCAUCUGAGGAUAAAGCUGAACAGCAAAAUGUCACAAAGCAUGGUUUCAUAAGGGAGACAGCUCCAAAUUUACAUGUUGUGGCAGAGGAAACUGAAACUGAAACUGAUAGCAAAAUUUUGUCUGUUAGCAAUGCGGGAAAUACAUCAGAUACUCCAGAGAGGAGUUUUAGCAGUCUACAUGAACCUGAGGAAUCUGACCUUGCAGAUGAAGCAUGGAAUGAAGAAGAUUGCAAUUCAGACUUUGGGUCUUCAAAUGCACCAUCUUAUGUUUCAGAUUUGUUAGAUGAUGCUUUGCGGAAUAAGAAAAAGGAUUUGAUUCUGGUGCACCUGCUUCGUAUGGCCUGUGCGUCGAAGGAUUCUCUUUCAGCUGCUUUGCCAGCAAUAUCAUCGGAGCUAUACAACAUAGGAGUUCUUUCUGAAUGGGCUAACGAUUUAAUUUCUGAGUCUCCAUCUGUUUUUGGGGAAACUUUUGGUCAUGUUUUUGGGCAACAAAUGACCUCUUCAAAGUGCUCUCUAUUUUGGAGAGCUGAUAAUUCAUCAUCUAGGCCAAAUUCCCGCUAUUUGAACGAUUUUGAGGAGCUUCAUUCAAUUGGUCAGGGGGGCUUUGGUCGUGUUGCAUUGUGCAAAAACAAGCUAGAUGGACGCCAAUAUGCUGUAAAAAAGAUACGCCUGAAGGAUAGAAGUCCUCAAGUGAAUGAAAAGAUUCUAAGAGAGGUAGCCACACUUUCACGUUUGCAACAUCAACAUGUUGUCCGUUAUUACCAGGCAUGGGUUGAAACUGAAUACGGCCAUCAUCAUGUUUUGAAUGCUGGUGGGUCGCGCACUGCUGAGAGCUCUAUCUUUAGUUAUGACGACAUAAGCCUAUCGGAUGCAGGUGGUGGAAAUAAGCAGGAAUCCACAUACUUGUACAUCCAAAUGGAGUAUUGUCCUAGGACCCUGCGACAUGAUUUUGAGACAUACAGUUCAUCUUUUGAUGUUGACCACGCAUGGCACCUAUUUCGACAAAUUGUGGAAGGCCUAGCUCAUGUCCAUAGUCAAGGAAUCAUACACAGAGACCUGACACCCAGCAACAUCUUUUUUGAUGUUCGCAAUGAUAUUAAGAUUGGGGAUUUUGGUCUUGCCAAAUUUCUGAAGCUGGAGCAACUAGAUCUUGACCAAUAUCUUCCUACUGAGGCAAUAGGUGUUUCAAUGGAUGGAACUGGCCAAGUUGGUACAUAUUUUUAUACCGCACCUGAGGUAGAGCAGAAAUGGCCACAGAUAAAUGAAAAGGUUGACAUGUACAGUUUGGGAGUUAUAUUCUUUGAGCUUUGGCAUCCAUUUGCCACGGCGAUGGAAAGGCAUCUUGUUCUUUCUGAUCUUAAACAGAAGGGGGAUCCUCCAAUGUCAUGGGCAGCACAAUUUCCUGGUCAGUCAAACAUGUUAAGACGCUUACUGUCUCCAAGCCCAUCUGACCGCCCAUCUGCUGUCGAGGUUUUGCAAAAUGAAUUGCCUCCUCGGAUGGAAGACGAGUGGCUAAAUGAUGUACUUAGAAUGAUACAGACACCAGAAGACACGUAUGUUUAUGACCGGGUUAUAUCUACAGUAUUUAACGAGGACAGGUUGAUUGCCAAAAUGCAAUGCCAACAUGAAAGCAGCAAAAAGUUCACCGGUAACAAUGAUAAUAGUGAACUUCUGGAUACCAUCAUUGAGGUUGCCAAGGAGGUUUUCAAGCGACAUUGUGCUAAAAGGUUCCAGAUAUCACCCUUGCAUACUCUGGAAGGGAAUUUUACCAAAAAUAGGAGAAAGACGGUGAAAAUCUUGACUCAAGGAGGAGAGAUGCUAGAACUUUGCUAUGAGCUGCGGACACCAUUUGUUGUGUCAAUUGCUGCUAAUCAGACAUCAUCAUUUAAGCGUUAUGAAAUAUCAUGGGUUCAUAGAAGAGCUGUUGGCCAUUCAACUCCUUAUCGUUUUCUUCAGGGUGAUUUUGACAUUAUUGGCGGUGCUUCACCAAUACCAGAGGCUGAAAUCGUUAAGGUGACUUUGGACCUUGGGACCCGUUUUUAUGAUUCCAAGGCACUAGUUGUACGUCUGAAUCACAGCAAACUUGCUGAAGCAGUUUGUUCCUGGGCUGGAGUUUCUCAGGAACGAAGACAGAAUGUUGCUGAGUUUCUAUCUUCAACUCUUGUUCAAUAUUGGCCAAAUAAGGCUGAUCGCAAGUCACAAUGGAGUCUAAUUAGGGGGCAACUAUUACAGGAUCUUCGUCUUUCUGAAGAAGUUGUUGAAAAGCUACAUAAAGCAGAUCAGCGCUUUUGUGGCCCUGCAGAUCAAGUACUCGCUAGAUUAAGGGGGACCCUGUUCCAUGAUAAAUCUGCUUGCAAGGCUCUUGAUGAUCUAUCUGCGUUUCUGAAAUGUUUGAGAGUAUGGUCAGUUCAAGAACACAUUACUAUUGAUGUACUUAUGCCUCCUUCAGAAUGUUACUAUACAGAUCUGUUUUUUCAGGUCUACUCAAAAGAAGGUAAUCAGGGAUCUAGUUCCCAUGAAAAGUUGCUGGCAGUUGGUGGACGAUAUGAUUGUUUGGUGGAACAAGCUUGGGAUAAGGCAUAUAAAUCCAAACCCCCAGGUGCUGUUGGUGUGAGCAUCGCACUCGAGAAAUUCCUUCCUAAUAAUCCUUCAUCUGACCUGGGGUUGCCGAGGUUACUGUCCAGGAUCGAACCUAGCAUCAGUGUACUUGUCUGUUCAAGGGGCGGUGGUGGUCUAUUAAAUGAGCGCAUGGAGCUUGUUGCAGAGCUUUGGAAAGCUAACAUAAAGGCUCAGUUCGUUCCUCAGGAAGACCCAAGUCUUCAAGAACAAUAUGAAUAUGCCAGUGAUCAUGACAUCAAAUGCCUUGUAUUUAUCACUGAAGCAGGUCUCUCACAAACAGAUCUUGUGAAGGUUCGACAUCUUGAUGCUAAAAGGGAGAAGGAAGUUAAAAGAGAGGAACUUGUAAAGUUCCUAUCUGAUGCAAUAUGUUUACAAUUCAAAAAUCCUACGAUCUGGAGUUGAUCAGCAGACCUGUCAUUUUAUGUCCAGGUUUGCCCUAGCAAAGGAUCAAGUGAAAGCACUUCUUUCUCUUCAAACAUGUGAAUGCACACCAAAACCAUGCAUGAUGGCUUGCGCGCAAAAAUAGCGAGGUUGUUGGGGAGCUAUCUGCAGUCUUGGCUACCCUGUGGCCUCAAUUCAAGAUGGCGUGGUGAUUGGUGGAUUGGUGUAAUCCUGGUUGUCCUCCUGAGCACCAAUGCUAUGCGAGGUUGCUUCAAAUACAAGAUGGCGGGUAGUUGGUGCAAUUCUGCAGUUUUGGGGUUACAUAGACGUGGACAGUUGCUCCUGCUAAGGUGCACAGUUUUCCUGUUGGUAGCAGAACUGCUAUGCAACAGAUCCUGCUAGUUUUGCUGCCUUUUCUUGUGUGCGCGUUCUUAUUUUCUACAGGUCUAUCUUGUACAUAGUUGGGUUUGGUGUAGUCCGUCAUGUACAGGAAAAUUUUACAUUCUUGAGGUUGUUCGCUCGAUUUGCAACUGGCUGAGCUGGGAGAAAACAAAGGCGUGUAGUUUUGCGACAUCAUAUUGUGGUAAGAAAGUACAAUUUGCCAUGUCGGCUGUGGGCCACUUGUUCCCAUUGUAAGGCAUCACGAGUGCUUGGAUUGUGCGUGUGCAUCUCCAGGAACUGCACUUCUCCGUGAUGUGAUAGACUGUAGCAACUCAGCAUUAAGAGGCUGGUGUGAUGCUGUUUCAACUUUCAUCCCUAUUCACUUCAGUUCGAGCA